Molecule: messenger RNA, 2356 nt
Organism: Ricinus communis (castor bean)
Lineage: Eukaryota; Viridiplantae; Streptophyta; Magnoliopsida; Malpighiales; Euphorbiaceae
Product: probable methyltransferase PMT9
Exons: 7
Coding region: 132-1943 (603 amino acids)
Cellular component (GO): cytoplasm; endosome; trans-Golgi network
Molecular function (GO): methyltransferase activity
Source: RefSeq, a predicted model, not a curated record
AAAAGCGCCUGCACUGCACUGCACUGCACACUCAAUCCCGCGUAAAUCUGCAAUCUCUCUGAUAAAAUCUUCUGCUAGGGUUUUAGCCUUUCGGGUCGGGCUUUGUACAAUCCGAUUAAGAAAAACAAACUAUGAAGCAAAUUCGAACGUCAAAGCUGAUAACCUAUAUUCUCAUCGGACUCAUUACAUUUCUCGGUUUGAUUUGUUUAUACUACGGAUCCACCAUCGCUCCUGCACUCUAUAGAUCCGAUCGCUUCGGUGAAGCUACCGACCCGGUUUCUACUGGGUAUGCUCGGACACCUGAUCUCGAUGAUGACUUGUUUCAAGAACUAGUCCCGCAAAGCAUUCCUAUCUGUGACAUGAAAUACUCGGAGUUAAUACCCUGUUUGGAUAGAAAUCUUAUUUAUCAAUUGAAAUUGAAGCCUAAUUUAACAUUGAUGGAACAUUAUGAACGUCAUUGCCCACCUCCGGAGCGUCGAUAUAAUUGUUUGAUUCCGCCUCCGAUUGGUUACAAGAUUCCUAUAAGAUGGCCGGAGAGUAGAGAUGAAAUAUGGAAGGUUAAUAUACCUCAUACGCAUCUUGCGCAAGAGAAGUCUGAUCAGAAUUGGAUGGUGGUUAAUGGAGACAAGAUUAAUUUUCCUGGUGGUGGUACCCAUUUUCAUUAUGGUGCUGAUAAGUACAUUGCUUCUCUUGCUAGGAUGCUCAAGUUCCCAAAUGAUAAACUUCACAAUGGUGGAUAUAUUCGGAAUGUUCUAGAUGUUGGUUGUGGGGUUGCAAGUUUUGGAGCCUAUCUUCUUGCCCAUGACAUUAUAACCAUGUCCCUUGCACCUAAUGAUGUACAUGAAAAUCAAAUACAAUUUGCACUGGAAAGAGGGAUCCCGUCAACUCUUGGUGUCUUAGGAACAAAAAGACUUCCUUAUCCAAGUAGAUCGUUUGAACUUGCUCAUUGUUCAAGAUGCCGGAUUGAUUGGCUCCAGAGAGAUGGAAUUCUCCUAUUAGAACUUGAUCGAUUGCUAAGACCGGGAGGAUAUUUUGCAUACUCCUCUCCUGAAGCUUAUGCACAUGAUCCUGAAAAUCGAAGGAUCUGGAGUGCUAUGCAUGAUCUUUUGGGAAGAAUGUGUUGGAGGGUUGUUGUGAGGAAAGACCAGACCGUUAUAUGGGCAAAGCCCACAAGUAAUAGCUGUUUCUUGAAAAGAGAACCAGGAACUCAACCCCCUUUGUGCAGUUCUGAUGAUGACCCAGAUGCAACCUGGAAUGUACACAUGAAAGCAUGCAUCUCGCCCUACUCUUCAAAGAUGCACAAGGAAAGGGGAAGCGGACUAGUUCCUUGGCCACGGAGGCUUAUUGCAGCACCUCCUCGCUUGGAAGAAAUUGGUGUCAGUCCUGAAGAAUUCCAGGAGGACACUAGAAUAUGGCAAUUUAGAGUGAGCGAGUAUUGGAAGCAGAUGAAAUCUGUUGUACGCAGGAGUUACUUCAGAAAUGUCAUGGACAUGAACUCGAAUCUUGGGGGCUUUGGUGCUGUCCUCAAAGACACAGAUGUAUGGGUGAUGAAUGUUGCUCCAGUCAACCAGUCAGCUAGAUUGAAGAUAAUUUAUGAUCGUGGUUUAAUCGGAACAGUUCAUGACUGGUGUGAAGCAUUUUCCACAUAUCCACGUACUUUUGACCUUCUUCAUGCCUGGGAAGUAUUUGCUGAGGUUGAGGAGCAUGGAUGUAGUUCAGAGGAUCUACUUAUUGAAAUGGAUCGAAUACUAAGGCCGCAAGGGUUCGUCAUCAUAAGAGACAAACCCUCAAUUAUAAACUAUAUCCGCAAAUUUCUGACUGCCUUAAGGUGGGAUCAUUGGAUAUCAGAAGUUGAACCAAGGAGUGAUGCUCUUGCCUUGAAUGAGGAGCGGGUUUUGAUUGUGAGAAAGAAGUUGUGGAGUGGAGAAGUUUCAGCAAUAUGAAUAUCUACAAGGUGUACAUCUCUCUAAUUUAUUCAACUUUUAUGGAUCUUAUACCACUAAUACAAGAUAUUUUAUUUACUUGCAUGGGAAUCAGCUGAAAGAAAUUUUGUAGCCCUUUGCCACACAUGAUGCUAAAAUGGAAGGCAGAACCAGUGUUGAGUUGUCCUAUUGAGAGCAAGGUUCUCCCUCAUGUUAAGUCGGCCCGGCAGUGUAGAUGUAUACAAUUGUUUCAUUGAAUAUGGAAAGCAAGAUACAUGAGAUACAAUUAUGAAGACCAUCUCUUCUGAAGAUUAGAAAAAAACAGGUAGGAUUACUCGAGAGAUUGAUUUUGUGUCUAUGGAAUGUAAUUGUUUAAAGCUAAUCUUGGAACUUUCAUUGUUAAAAAGAAAAUUACUCCUUCCUUGGAUUCUUUU